Cimex lectularius (bed bug) is the source of this 1679-nucleotide messenger RNA. RefSeq names its product 60S ribosomal protein L3 (gene RpL3). Gene Ontology annotation, molecular function: RNA binding; structural constituent of ribosome. The transcript has 8 exons. Gene Ontology annotation, biological process: translation; ribosomal large subunit assembly. NCBI's taxonomy places the organism in Eukaryota, Metazoa, Arthropoda, Insecta, Hemiptera, Cimicidae. The record is from RefSeq and is a predicted model, not a curated record. Gene Ontology annotation, cellular component: ribosome; cytosolic large ribosomal subunit. The coding region runs from base 392 to 1606 and encodes 404 amino acids.
CUUCAAAAAAUGUCCAUACAACAAUAGCUUUAAUCUAACAAUGAAAAAUAAACUUUUUAAAAACAGAAAUGUUUAAAAUAUAUAAACACGUAUAAAUCAUUCUAUAUCCAUGCAUAUAAUUACAACAGUCUAUCUUAAAUAGACAAGUUAGAAAAAAUUAGUUAACUACAUCAACUAAAUAAUAAAACAAUCUACAUCCAAAAUUAUUUUUAAAAAAUUCUAAAUGGUGAGUUUCAAAUUAUCGAUUGGCAUUUGUGUUAUUAAUCGAUCAUAGUCCUCAAUCGAAGAACGGCUGAAAUAGAAUCGUAAUCGUAUAUCGCUCUCCUGUUCUCUAAUCUGUUCGUCGACUCUCUGACUGUACUUCGGUUUAGGCCAUCCGUUUUCGGACGCAAUGUCUCAUCGUAAAUUUAGUGCACCUCGUCAUGGGUCGAUGGGAUUCUACCCAAAGAAGAGGUCUUCUCGACAUAGAGGAAAGGUUAAGGCUUUCCCUAAGGAUGACCCUUCUAAGCCGGUUCACUUAACCGCUUUCAUCGGUUACAAAGCCGGUAUGACUCACGUUGUGAGGGAAGCUGAUCGGCCUGGUUCAAAGAUAAAUAAAAAGGAAAUUGUGGAGGGUGUAACGAUCCUUGAGACUCCACCGAUGAUGGUCGUUGGAGCAGUUGGCUAUAUCGAAACUCCCAACGGUCUCAGAGGCCUUGUCACUGUCUGGGCUGAACACAUUGGUGAAGAAUGCAAAAGGAGAUUUUACAAGAACUGGUACAAAUCCAAGAAAGCCGCUUUUACCAAAGCUAGCAAGAAAUGGUCUGAUCCUCUAGGAAAGAAGCAGAUUGAAAAGGACUUUGCAAAAAUGGUCAAGUACUGCAAAGUAAUAAGAGUCAUUGCACAUACUCAGAUGAAACUGAUGAAACAGCGACAAAAGAAAGCUCACAUCAUGGAAAUCCAAUUGAAUGGAGGAACAGUUACAGACAAAGUCCAGUGGGUGAAAGACCAUUUGGAAAAGCCAGUCCGGGUUUCUAAUGUGUUCGCCUCUGAUGAAAUGAUCGACUGCAUUGGAGUCACCAAAGGAAAAGGAUUUAAAGGUGUUACAUCUCGUUGGCACACAAAGAAACUGCCUAGGAAAACACACAAAGGUCUUAGGAAGGUAGCUUGUAUCGGAGCAUGGCAUCCCAGUAGAGUGCAGUUCACCGUCGCCAGAGCUGGUCAGAAAGGUUAUCACCACAGAACUGAAAUUAACAAGAAGAUCUAUAGGAUCGGUGAAGGAUUUCACACAAAAGAUGGAAAAGUCAUUAAGAAUAAUGCUUCAACUGAGUAUGAUCUUUCCGAUAAAUCGAUCACACCAAUGGGAGGCUUCCCUCACUAUGGUGAGGUGAACAACGAUUUUGUUAUGAUCAAGGGAUGCUGUAUGGGUCCAAAGAAAAGGGUCAUUACUCUAAGAAAGUCUCUACUUGUCCACACCAAGAGGGUCGCCUUGGAGAAGAUCAACCUGAAAUUUAUUGAUACGUCGUCCAAGUUCGGUCAUGGAAGGUUCCAAACUCCGGCCGACAAGACUGCUUUCAUGGGAACACUCAAGAAAGAUCGUAUCAAAGAAGAGGCUGCUACAGCAUAACUGUAGUAAUAGGAUUAUAAUUUUUUAUUACUGUUGUAUGCAUCAGCUUUUAAUAAACUGACUUGUAACAGAA